UCGAAGGUAGCAAUAAGUAUAAAAACAACGCCAUAAGUUUCAUAGAAAUCAAUUCAACGCUAGCUCUCAUCUAGACUGCAACAAUAAAAACGAGAAAUAUGAGAAGUUUAGCGAUAAGAGCAGCUCUCGCUGCUAUGCUUGUUAUCGUAGUAACUGGAGAACCGUUUGAAUCGCACGUAAACCCGUAUGCAAUCGCAAAAGAAACUGAUGGUCAUCUUCUAAAUCUUCAAAAUCCAGAAUUCCUCGGCUAUCAAGAAAAUAAAUCUGAGCGACUUCGUCGUGAAGCUGAUCCUGAACCUUCCAGACCAAAACCACAACCAGUUCCUCCACGUCCUCCUCACCCGAGACUUCGUCGUGAAGCUGAUCCUGAACCUUCCAGACCAAGACCACAACAGGUUCCUCCACGUCCUCCUCACCCGAGACUUCGUCGUGAAGCUGAUCCUGAACCUUCCAGACCAAGACCACAACAGGUUCCUCCACGUCCACCGCAUCCUAGACUUCGUUGAGAAGCUUAUUGA
Molecule: messenger RNA, 518 nt
Organism: Polistes dominula (European paper wasp)
Lineage: Eukaryota; Metazoa; Arthropoda; Insecta; Hymenoptera; Vespidae
Gene: Apid1
Product: apidaecin 1
Source: RefSeq, a predicted model, not a curated record